This is a messenger RNA of Paraglomus brasilianum, 945 nucleotides long. The record is from the annotation of a GenBank genome assembly. Lineage: Eukaryota; Fungi; Glomeromycota; Glomeromycetes; Paraglomerales; Paraglomeraceae.
AUGACUAGCGAAACUACCCCAAGUCUGUACGACAUAUAUUCCUUCUUCCAUUCCCUGCGCACCUCUCUACCAGACUACAACGACUUCUCCGAUUUGGUGGGCACAUUAUUCAUUCCUCACGAUGUGAUGCCCGUCUCUGAAACACUCGCAAACGUACUUCCCUACUUUCGCCGUUGUUCCAACCCAUCCCUGUUUACGACCUUCCAAAUAAUGAUGCGUCAUGCCGAACAGAACGCAUCAUUCGAAAGUACUUUCUUGCGUGUCUGCGACGCUAUGGAUAUUUUGGAAAAAAUCGAGUAUGCUCUCGGUGGAAGCAGGAGACUGCUCGACGGAUACUUGCACGCAUUGCAAUUGGACAACGCCUCAGCUAGCCACGAGCAAGUGAUGAAUAGUUUGCAAAGAUUUUUAACCGAAAAAUGUGACGCAAACACGCAAUUGAGAGUAAGAAAGGUUUUCGCUGAAGAAGGGGCGGCUGAUGAGCUUGGUCUAAGCGGCGACAUUCUAGCUACAGCAUCAGCUAUUAUAGAUGAUGAUGCCCUCUAUAUCCAAAUACUUCAGACGCUUCAACUUAAUCAUCGCCAGAACCUCUCGUGGGAGGCAGUAAUUUCUCGUAUCCAAAAGAUCGUAGAAGAGAAGAAACCAGCCGUAUGGCACGAGUUCUACGCCUUCCUGGAUAGUCUGCAUAGCGGCAAUGUCAAUGACUAUAACAGUGGUGAUAUGUACACCUCGGAAGAUUACAAUGAAUUCUUAAACGACAUGGACGACGACGAAGACGUCACUUAUGCUGCCUUCUGCGAACAAUAUCUUGACGAUCAGCCCACCACUGGGGAUCAGAAUAACGUAUACUAUAUUGAAGACAAACUUGCCAAGGUUCACUUGGAUAAUGACGAGGAUAACGUUGAUAAAGAGCAACAGCCUCAGCAGAGAGAGAUAGGCGCUUUCUAG